CUUACAGGUCUUUUUUUUGAGUUGACUGAGUUGAAGACAUGCAAGGAAGGCCUGAAUCCACUUUCCCAUUGAGUUAGUUACUUUCUUCCUAUCCUUCCCCGGGCUCUGGCUGAUCCGGCGAUUGACGAUUGCAUUGGUUACGUUGCAUGAUUUUGGGCCACGACAAUCGGGAUUGUUAGCGCCCAUACCGGCUGAUCCACUUCUGGCCAGUAGUUGGUGAUUGACAGUCUGAACAGUCCCAGGCGUCCCUUGAAAUGCGAGUGGAGGGGCACCUUCUCCCAAGAAGCCUCAGGAGGAAAGUAGCAAGAAAAAGCCCAAAGAUACCAAGAAAAAGGACAAGAAAUCCGACACAGAAGAGGAGAAUGACAAACCCGAUGACGACUCAAAGAACGACAAAGUUGAAAAGAAGAAAGAGGAGGAGCCUGUGUUGGAAGAGGUGCGCGUUGCGGGUUACUUGAACCUUUUUGCGGACUUCUUUCACAAUUUUACUGAUGGCUUGGCUAUAGGCGCCUCUUUCUUGGCUGGAAGGUCCAUUGGUUGGGUGACCACCUUCACAAUUCUCUUCCACGAAAUUCCCCACGAGAUCGGAGACUACGCAAUUCUCAUUCAGUCAGGCGUCAAACCCUUCAAAGCCAAAUGUCUUCAAUUGUUAACGGCUGUGGGUGCCUUUGCCGGCUGCGUGUGCUCGUUGUUAGCCGAGGGCGUGGAUGACGCCAUCACAGCUUACAUCUUGCCCUUCACGGCCGGUGGAUUUAUUUACAUCGCCACCGUGUCUGUGAUUCCCGAACUCCUGGAAGGCGCCACUCUCAAGCAAUCCAUCUGGGAGAUCUUGGCUUUGUUGGCGGGAGUGUUCAUGAUGGUGCUCAUUGCCCAAUUCGAAUAGGAUUUCAUUCCACGUGCAUCACUAUGAGCACUAAUCCUUCAGGUUUUGCCUAACGUUUUUCUAAGUUUUAAUUCCAUCUUUAAUAUUCAUUGCGGAUUGGUAACAUAAAAUCAUAACGUAUCCAGAA
This is a messenger RNA of Tigriopus californicus, 1010 nucleotides long. RefSeq names its product protein catecholamines up-like. The record is from RefSeq and is a predicted model, not a curated record. Gene Ontology annotation, molecular function: zinc ion transmembrane transporter activity. Lineage: Eukaryota; Metazoa; Arthropoda; Copepoda; Harpacticoida; Harpacticidae. Gene Ontology annotation, cellular component: membrane. Gene Ontology annotation, biological process: zinc ion transmembrane transport; intracellular zinc ion homeostasis.